This is a messenger RNA of Xyrichtys novacula (pearly razorfish), 5410 nucleotides long. The record is from the annotation of a GenBank genome assembly. Lineage: Eukaryota; Metazoa; Chordata; Actinopteri; Labriformes; Labridae.
GGAGUUACACCGAGCCGAAAAUCUGAACACGUUACAUCCGGUUUGUUCGCUCGCUUCCACAGCAGUCAUGGCUGCGUUUUCAGGUAAAAAUGACUUUUAUUUCCAAAUGUUUAAAGUCAAAAUCAGUCUGACAUCUUUAAAAACAGAUAUUAGGAUGUUCCGGUGUGAGCAGACUUACUAUAUGUGUUUGUUAUUUGACAGAAAUGGGUGUUAUGCCUGAAAUUGCUCAGGCUGUGGAGGAGAUGGACUGGCUGUGAGUGUCCGAAAGGCCAAAUUAAACAUUUAUGAUGUUUGUUUAUAUCAGCAUUAUAUUAUUAAUGUUGUUAUAAUCUGAACAGUUUAUCUGGUUUGUGUUGAAUCUUUAUUUUUAGGCUGCCCACUGAUAUCCAGGCAGAGUCUAUCCCUUUGAUCCUCGGAGGUGGAGAUGUUCUCAUGGUGGGUUUGACUCUGUUCUUUAAGGUUUAAUCUUUAUAUUGUCAUUUCUGAUAUUAUAAUGUCAAUGCUCAGAUGUUAUAAUCAUCCUUAUUUUGAUUCUGAUUCACAGGCUGCAGAAACUGGAAGUGGAAAAACAGGCGUGAGUUCAUGACAGUAAAUCCUCCCACAGUAUUUCAGCUUCACUUCUGAUGUUUGCACAGAAGUUUACAGUAAAAUCUUCAUGUUAUUGCAGCAGAAUAAAAAGACUGAAGUGCAGUGGUUCUCAUCCUCAGGCCUUCAGUAUCCCAGUGAUCCAGAUUGUGUAUGAGACCCUAAAAGAUCAGCAGGAGGGCAAGACUGGAAGAGCCUCCAUCAAGACCGGAGGAGCAAGUGAGACCACGUUAAUGUUUGAACUUUGUGCAGGACUCUCUGAUCUCAGACUUUGACAGUCUUCGAUUUCAAUUUAGGAUUCAUGAAAACACAAACAAUGAUGGGAGUGAUAUUUCCAGUUUUUUAAGAUGUUGAACCGGUUUUGUUUGUAUUUUUUUCUCUAUAGUUUUCAACAACUGGCAGAUGAACCCUUAUGACCGCAGCACAGCCUUUGGUGAGCAGUGUUUGGAGAAAUAAUGGUACAGCAAAUGCACAUACACCAUUUAUUCCUGUAUCUUCUCUGUCAACGUUCUCCUCUGUUUUUGCUCAACAGCGAUCGGUCCGGAUGGAUUGUGCUGCCAGAGCAGAGAGUUCAAAGAGUGGCACGGCUGUCGAUCCACUAAAGGGGUCUCUAAAGGUCUGAGACUGAAAACAGAAACUCUGGAGUUUAAAAAAUGACAACAGACUCUUUAUUUCUUGGACCCACAGUGUGACUUUGUUCGUGUCUUCUGGUUCCAGGAAAGUACUACUACGAGGUGGCCUGCCACGACCAAGGACUCUGCCGUAUCGGUUGGUCCACCAGUCAGGCCUCACUGGACCUGGGUAUGCCUCUGCGCUGUAAAGGAUUUAGUUGUUAAAACAGACUCAGUGAGGAGAUGAUUUAACCCUGAAGUCUAUUUUUUUCUUUCCAGGAACCGACAAGUACGGCUUCGGUUUUGGUGGGACUGGAAAGAAAUCCAACAACAAGCAGUUCGACAGCUAUGGGGAGGUAACAAACGUUGUAUGAUUGUGUUAUUUAGAUAUACAAACAGCUGUUGUGAUAAUUCUUGAACUUGUCUUUGCAGGAGUUCACCAUGCACGACACCAUCGGAUGCUACCUGGAUCUGGAGAAGGGACAAAUUUCCUACUCCAAAAAUGGUGCUGCCUCCAGAGAUCUCAUACUUAUCAUCCUAAUAAUAAUAAAGUAGAAUAUUAACAAUAAAGUAACUCAUUUUUCUUUCUCCUUUCCUCUCCAGGCAACGACCUGGGUGUGGCUUUCGACAUCCCUCAACACGUGAAGAAUCAGCCUUUCUUUGCCUCCUGCGUGCUGAAGGUUUGACGUCACAAUUAAAGAGAGAGAAAAAAUAUCAGAAGGGUCCAAACUUACAUCAUGCCAAUUAUUAAUCUGUGUCUGAUUCAGAACGCAGAGCUGAAGUUCAACUUUGGAGGAGAGGCCUUUAAACACACCCCCAAAACUGGAUUUGUUGCUCUGGAUCAGGCAACAGAGGGUCACACAGUCAAAUCUUCUCAGACAGGUGUGUCAGACACUUCAUCAGUUAUAACAGUCAAAGCCUCCUGUGGGUGAAGGUGGAACAGGGGCUACAUUUCUAGAAGUUGUCCACAAACUUAUGAUGACAUGAACACCGAGACAUCAUCUCUGGUAGGUUCACAAACAGCUCCUCUGCUCUGCUGUGUGUUUGUUCAGGCAGUGCCAAAGUCAGUCAGGUGAAAGCAUCAUCCAAUGCCCCCAAAGCUCUGAUCAUCGAGCCCUCUAAAGAGCUGGCCGAGCAGACCCUCAACAACGUCAAGCAGUUCAGGAAAUACGUGGAGAACCCGAAACUGAGGUACGACCUGGAUCAGAGCAGGCUGGAAAAUAUACCACAAUGAUAGCUAAGAAUGGAAGUGUGGGGUUGGUAUGUUUGUAGGUGUUGUUUUGCUCCAGCAGAUGGAGCCAGUGUUCAGUUUUAAACAAUAACAGAUUCUGUCUUUCUGCUGCAGGGACCUCCUGGUGAUCGGAGGAGUGGCUGCCAAAGAGCAGCUGGCCGCUCUGGAGCAAGGGGUAAGAAACUCGUACCUUCACUGAACCAACUUUAAACUAUCCUGAGGUCUUAGAGGGAGAGAUCAGGAAGGUUCAGGGAGAUGUGACGUGCUAACUGUGGAAUUACAGAUCUACUGAAACCGACUUUUAGCUGAUUUUCUGUGGACUACUUAUUUUCAGAUCGACAUCGUUGUGGGAACACCCGGCAGGUUGGACGACCUCAUCUCUACAGGGAAACUGAGCCUGUCUCAAGUCCGCUUCCUAGUCCUGGAUGAGUGUGUAAGUAAAGACAUGAAGGGAUCAGCAGUUAGAGUACAAACACAGUUUAUGUAGCUCUGCAUGACACCGUAACACCCCCUGGAGUCAGAGAUCAUUUGUCUGGUUUCUCUUCCCCCAAGGAUGGCCUCCUCUCUGCAGGUUACACCGACUUCAUCAACAGGAUCCACAACCAGAUCCCUCAGGUCACCUCUGACGGUAAAAGACUUCAGGUAACAGAUUCCCCUUUUCUGAAAACACUCUUAUAGAUGAAAGUACAGGAUGUUGAAUUAAACCCGAUCAGGUCUCAUUGGUGGAAAUCUUCUCUCUCAGGUGAUCGUUUGCUCCGCCACGCUGCACUCCUUCGACGUGAAGAAGCUGUCGGAGCGCAUCAUGCACUUCCCCACCUGGGUGGACCUGAAGGGGGAGGACUCUGUCCCUGAGACAGUCCACCACGUGGUGGUGCCGGUUAACCCCAAGAGUGACCGUCUUUGGGAGCGUCUGGGCAAGAACCACGUCAGGGUGAGUCUCUCGUGUUGAUCUGAGGAAAAAUACAGACGUGUUUUUUGUUCUCUAAUCUGAAACUUUUGAUUAUCUCGGCCUCGAAUCAUGCGUUUACUUCUUGUCUUGAUGAAUCUGUUUUACUCUGAUAGACCGACGAAGUCCACGCCAAAGACAACACCAGACCCGGAGCCAACUCUUCUGGUGAGAUCUGACUAUCAUGAUUUUUCUUUUCCAAACAAUCAAAGCUCUGAACUUUACAGCGUUAUCGUGUUGGUGUGCUUUUUAGAAAUGUGGUCAGAGGCCAUCAAGCUGCUGAAGGGCGAGUACACGGUGAGGGCCGUCAAAGAACACAAGAUGGACCAGGCCAUCAUCUUCUGUCGCACGAAGAUCGACUGUGACAACAUGGAGCAGUACUUCAUUCAGCAGGGAGGAGGUACAAGAGUUUACCUUUAAAUCCCAGAUCCUCUCUGGGUUAGAUUAUUCUAAAUUCAUAGAGCCUCAAUAUUGAUCCUCCUCCUCUUCAGGUCCAGACAGUAAAGGCCACCAGUUCUCCUGUGUUUGCCUCCACGGUGAUCGCAAACCAAACGAGCGGAAAAAUAACCUGGAGCGCUUUAAGGUAAAAGGAAAACCCUCCAGAGGAAGUAGAAGAAGAAGAAGUCUGUCGGUGUUUUAAAGGUUUUAUUUGUUUUCACAGAGGAAAGAAGUGAGGCUGCUGAUCUGCACAGACGUGGCCGCCAGAGGAAUCGACAUCCACGGAGUUCCUUACGGUAGAGAUGUUUGAUGAUCCGAAACCCGAUCAAAUGUUUUUGUGGAAGAAGGAGCUUAUCGAUUUUUGUUUCCCCUCCAGUGAUCAACGUCACGCUGCCCGAUGAGAAGCAGAACUACGUCCAUCGUAUCGGCAGAGUCGGUAGAGCAGAGAGGUAAAACUGAAAUCCAUCUACUCUGGUCUUCUGUUUGAAGGAGAACAUGAUCUAAAUAUUCGUCUGUCUCUCCUAGAAUGGGUCUGGCUAUCUCCUUGGUUGCGAUGGAGAAGGAGAAGGUACGGCGGAUAAUAGAAACACACUUUUAGUCUUUAGAUGAUCGAGUUUAAAAAUAAAGCUCUGACUUACUUCCUCCGUCCCCACAGGUGUGGUAUCACGUCUGUGCAAACCGAGGCCGAGGCUGCUACAACACUCGCCUGAAGGAGGACGGAGGCUGCACCAUCUGGUACAACGAGAAAGAGGUAAUCAGAGACGAAGACGUCGACUUCAGCGAGUCAGAUUUUCUGUUUUUAAACAGACUCUCAGUCCUUCUUGUGUCUUUUCUUUGUUUCACCUCUGAACAGCUUCUGUCUGAUAUCGAGGAGCAUCUCAAGUGCACCAUCACUCAGUGUGAGCCGGACAUUAAAGUACCUGUGGACGACUUUGACGGGAAGGUGACCUACGGCCAGCGCAGGGCUAUGGGAGGUAACCGACCUUUUCAAAUGACUCUGAACAAAAGCUUCAUAUUUAUAGUGUUUUUACUUUGAGCUUGACUAACAGACCUGCUGCUCCCACACAGGUGGAAACUACAAGGGGCACGUGGAUGUUCUGGCCCCGACAGUCCAGGAGCUGGCGAACCUCGAGAGAGAAGCCCAGAGUUCCUUCCUCCACCUGGGAUACAUGCCAAACCAGCUCUUCAGAGCCUUCUGAGCUCUGAGCCCAACACUCAGCACUACACUCUAGGAUACAGAAAAAUGAAGCAUUUCAAACCUUCAACAUAAACUUAAAAACAAAAUUAAAACGAGUACUAAAAAAGACGCUACAGUAACGAUGUUUGGAUAUUUACAAUCGAACUCCUGAUGAGUGUGUAGUCCUGUUAUUUGGUUUAUGAAUUGUUAAGCAUUCAGCCUGUGAACUUUAUUUUGAAGGACUACAUCUUUGGAGCUUGAAGAGACAAACUCCCUGAGAGCUUCUGCAAAAUCUGAUCUUAAAGAUCCUGUUUAUUUUUUUUGGCUGUUGAAUAUUUAAGUUUCUUUAAGGAAAACAGGUGAGAAUAUCAGUCUGUGUAUGUUUGAAUUCAAUAAUAAACCACAGUGUCCUGCACCCGGUG